AUGUCAGCUGUAUUAUUUUCUCGAAAUUUGUCAAAGAUUCUUCAAAGAUCAUAUCAUAGCACGGGUAAGCUACAGUUUCUAAAUGGUUUAUUUUCGUUUAAAUCAUCAAAUCCAUUUGCUAAAAACACAUCUUUAUUGCCAGUAAGGAACGAUAAUGAAUUAAAUGAAGCUUUAAUGCAAAGUUAUAAAGUUCCAUUAAUCUUAAAUUUUACAAUGAGGGGUAGCAAUAAUGUUCGUUGUAACGAUUUAACCGGUGCACUUACUAGAAUAGUAUUAACUGAAUUGGAUCAACCCGAAUAUCUAAUAAAUUUUGUUGAUGUAGAAACAGAUUAUCCAGAAACUAUGGAUUCAUUGUUAAGAUUUGGCGUUAAUAAUAUUCCUACGUUGGUUGCGGUAAAAAGUACUUUCCCCAUUGAUUGGUAUGUUCCUCCAUCUGAUAAAAGUAAGUAUGAAUAUUGGGAAGACUUAAGUGAGUGGGUCAAAAAAAAUGCCAAGAGGGUCUGA
This is a messenger RNA of Saccharomycodes ludwigii, 504 nucleotides long. RefSeq lists its product as uncharacterized. The record is from RefSeq and is a predicted model, not a curated record. The transcript has a single exon. Lineage: Eukaryota; Fungi; Ascomycota; Saccharomycetes; Saccharomycodales; Saccharomycodaceae. Bases 1 to 504 code for a protein of 167 amino acids.